This is a messenger RNA of Paramuricea clavata, 766 nucleotides long. The record is from the annotation of a GenBank genome assembly. NCBI's taxonomy places the organism in Eukaryota, Metazoa, Cnidaria, Anthozoa, Malacalcyonacea, Plexauridae.
AUGGCUAUGGACCCAGGUGGUCAUAAGACGGAUGAAGUAUGAUCGAAAGUCUGCGAAAAAGACUUAGAAGAGAACAUCUCGAAGGGAAAGAACAGCGAACAAUUAUUCGAAGACGAAGGUAAUAUUGAUAAGUCCAUUGUAAUCAAUACAGAAGACGAUACGGGGAGUACUCGAAGCGUAGAUGCAGAAGAACAACAGGCACGAAUAUGCACAAGAAAGGGCGUACAAGUAAACUUAGAAAAUGCACGAAAAAAGACGAAAAAGUCAGGUAUGGCUGUAGAAUCUCGUAUAAAUCGUAUAGAUGAAUUACUUAGAGAACAGUGUUGUGAUAUUGUGAAGCUCACUGCUAGUAAAGAUGGUCUACAAAUGGAUAUGGAUGACUUUAAGCGAUUUAAUGAAGAGUUAUCGGAUUUGUUAUUAUUGUCUUUGAGUGAUUAUAAUUCUAACAUUGAGGAUCAAGUGUAUUUUGAGGGUAUUCGUGAGAAGUACUUAGAGUGCUGUGCUGAUGUUAAAACUAGAAUAGGUGAUUUAACACAAGAGAGAUUGGAGAUGCUUUCGCAGAAAACUUCGAACAGUGUUAAAAGUCGAAUGUCGAGAUUAUCAAGGGCUUCAUCUGUGUCGUCUAAACAAGCCGCUGCGAAUGCUGCAGCUUUAAAGGAGAAAAUGCUCAGUCUUAAAAGGAAACAAAAUAUCGAAAGACAGCAAGAAGAGCUUAAACAUCAUCAAAGAGAACUAGAAUGGCAAGUGGAACAAGAACAAUUACAAG